Kluyveromyces marxianus DMKU3-1042 is the source of this 1776-nucleotide messenger RNA. It is a transcript of the gene DPH2, whose product is annotated as 2-(3-amino-3-carboxypropyl)histidine synthase. Gene Ontology annotation, molecular function: 2-(3-amino-3-carboxypropyl)histidine synthase activity. Bases 1 to 1776 code for a protein of 591 amino acids. Lineage: Eukaryota; Fungi; Ascomycota; Saccharomycetes; Saccharomycetales; Saccharomycetaceae. Gene Ontology annotation, biological process: protein histidyl modification to diphthamide. The record is from RefSeq and is a predicted model, not a curated record. The transcript has a single exon.
AUGAGCGAUUCAGUAUUGGUGGCACCAUCCCUCUCUACAGCGCAAACAGAAGAGACAUUUGAAUUUCAGAGUUAUGAGAAGUCAACUCGUUCGAGAUCUUACCUUGGGCCAGACGUAACAGCAGAGAACGUCUCUGAGCUAAUAAGUGCCUACUAUAGUGUGCCUGACCUAAUCCAGUUCUUCAAGGAGCAUCCACAGUACCAAAAAAUUACAUUACAAUUCCCAGAUGAGCUGGUAUUGGACUCCUCAAUAGUUGUUCAAUUAAUGCAGAAAGAACUAUGUGUCUCUGAUGGAGAAGCGUGUGUAGUGGAUACGGUCAAGGAGUCAUGUGGUAGCGGCAGCGACUGCUGUGGUCAAUCAAAGGGCGAAUGUGCGUCCAAGGCGUUCCAACAACAAGCCGGAAGGAAGAUUUGGAUACUUGCCGAUACCUCGUACAGUUCUUGCUGCGUCGACGAGGUGGCUAGUGAGCAUGUACACGGUGAUAUUGUCGUUCACUUUGGAGACGCGUGCAUGAAUGCAGUGCAAAAGCUCCCUGUUAUUUAUUCAUUUGGAAGACCCAGCCUGAACCUCGCCGCAGUGAAGGAACGGUUCGAGAGUGAGUACAGCGAAAAGGACGCCAAAGUCUGUUUGAUGGCGGAUGCGCCAUACUCGAUACACAUGCACGCGCUAUACCAUAUGUUAAAAGACGGGGGGUAUUCCAACCUGGUGUUUGCAGACAUCAACCGCGGAAUGCUAGAGGAGAAUAACCACAUAGUUGGAUACAGCGGAGUUGACGAAUCGACAUACAAGAAGCAUGCCACCUUUGGCAACAGAAUUAUAUACGGUGAUAGAACCACAGUUGACAAUGACGACGACAACGACAACGAGCUAGACAUGCACGACUACAAGCUCUUCCACAUCACGAUACCGAAAGACCCACAUCUCUUGUUCUUGACGACCCAAUUUGAAUCAGUGACGCUGUACGAUCCGGAAACGAACAGCGUGAACCAUGGACCAUUCCCCUCGAUGAUGAAACGGUAUAAGUUCAUGCAUGUGGCCAGAACCGCGGGCACCGUGGGAAUACUAGUGAACACCUUGUCGUUGCGCAAUACCAAGGAGACCAUCAACAAGCUAACCAAACUACUCAAAGAAAACGGCAAGAAACACUACAUGUUUGUGGUUGGGAAACCCAACGUCGCGAAGCUCGCAAACUUCGAACCGAUAGACGUGUGGUGUAUCCUCGGAUGUGGCCAAGGCGGUAUCGUUUUAGACCAGUAUAACGAAUUCUACAAACCGAUCGUUACACCGUAUGAGCUUAUCAUGGCCUUGGACAAUGAAGUCACAUGGACAGGACAAUGGAUCACGGACUUUGAGAAAAUCAUCCAAGAGAUUGAACACGAAGAAGAUAACAACGAUGAGGUUGGGGAUGGACAUGGACAUGGGAAUCAGAAUGAAGACGAGGACGACGCUCCGGAGUUCAACGCCGUCACAGGCCAAUACGUUUCUACCUCAAGACCUCUCCGCCGAAUCGAAAGACUAGAGAUUGAAACACCGAUCAACGAGGUAAGAUCAUCGGACUCCACAGAACUAGUCCAACAGUUCUCAAAAACUGUCGCCAUCAAAAACACAGUCUCUACCUCUGCUGCCUUCUUACAGACUCGUCAAUGGACAGGUCUCGGUAGCGAUUACCAAACUCAAGAACAAGACAGCGAACUGGAGGAAGAUGGAGCGACAAUGGAGGAAGGUACCUCAGGAAUCGCUAGAGGAUAUCAGUUUGAUCGGCAAAAUCAUGCGUAA